ACGAAAUAAGGGUGAUAAUAGCUGCUCCAAAAUUUCAAAGACUAUUAAGCGGUUGUAACGAGGCUGAUUCUCUUACGAAUCCAUAGCACUUGUUCCGAGUGAGUGGUAAAUUCCUUUUUCCUCGCCGAGAUAAAAGCCUAGCCCGACACACGUGACUGUCAAACUGUGAUAAUAUCAAGAGGCAUGGCGAGGUUUCUAAGGAAUAAUUCCAUCUCAUGCCGGGACGUACUGUGGGCUCUAGUUUUUUGGGGCUUUGGUGUGAAUUACAUGCUGAGGAACAAUUUGAACUUGGCAAUCGUAACAAUGAUCGUACCUCAUGACAAAUCAGCCGCAGCUUCCGAAUGCGCACCAGAGGCAUCACUUGGCAAUCGAUCUGUGGUUGUACCGUUGAACUCUCCGAAUAAUCCCUCGAACGGUGAAAAAGUUUGGACGGAUCGCUACCACUGGAACGAGUAUCAGCAGGGGUUGGCACUGGGUGCCUACUACUGGUUCCACUGGUUGUCACAGCUCCCCGGUGGUUUGAUGGCACGAAAGUACGGCACGAAAAUUGUCUUUGGCCUCGGCAAUCUUCUCGUAGCGCUGCUUGGUUUUUUCAUACCUCUCGCCACUCAUUACAGCUUGAAUGCCCUGAUCAUCACUAGAGCACUACAAGGCUUGAUUUCCGGUGUCAUAUGGCCAUCGAUGCACGAUAUGACAGCCAAAUGGAUUCCACCAAACGAACGUAGUCGGUUUAUCAGCUCGUAUCUAGGUAGUUCCGUGGGAGUCGCUGUCACAUAUCCAUUGUGCGCCGUUAUCAUCGAUGCUUUCGGUUGGGAAGCUGUUUUCCACAUUACUUCGGUGAUCGGCAUUCUUUGGUACGUUUUCUGGUUGUUUUUGGUGUAUGAUACGCCACAACAGCAUCCGCGAAUAACAGCCGAGGAGAAGAGUUAUAUCGUGAAGAGCCUCGCCGCAUCGAGGGACGACGAGUGUGGUAAAUCGAAUAAGAAGGUGCCGUGGAGAAGUAUCUUAACUUCGGGACCGUUUUGGGUGACCAUCAUCGCACAUUGGGGUGGGGUCUGGGGAUUUAUUACUUUCAUGACGCAGGCACCUUCGUACUUCAAUUACGUGCAGGGUUGGAAUAUCAAUACGGUCGGUCUCCUUUCGGGCUCUCCCCACAUUGCCCGUAUGAUAUUCUCCUACAUGUUCUCAAUGCUAAGCGAUUGGCUCCUACGCACAAAACGCAUGCCACUCACGGCUGUACGAAAGUUCGCCAACUUCGUCUGCACUGGUGGACAAUGUUUGCUCACGAUUGGUUUGGGAUUCAGCGGAUGUCGUCCUGGUUACGCAGCUUUCUUCAUGAUCAGUGGGACUGCUAUUAACGGGGCGGUAUCGUCUGGAUCGAUCCCUGCGUUUGUUGAUCUUAGUCCCAAUUACGCAAGUGUGCUCUUUGGUAUUUGCAAUUUGGUCACUCUGCCAGCUGGAUUUAUCUCGCCGUUGGUAGUGGGCAUUCUUACUAAUGAGAAUCAAACGAUAAAGCAAUGGCGUUUGGUAUUCCUGAUUUCCGCAGCAAACCUCGCCGUAAGUUGUAUUGUUCACUUGAUUUGGGGUACAUCAGCUGAACAACCGUGGAAUAAUCACGAGAAGGAGACGAACGAAAAAGAUGUCGAAGAAAGGCCAGAAGCUGGAGAGCUGAUUGCAAUUCAUGAAUCAAAAACACAAGAGUCUGAAGAUGAUAAAAGUUGAUUAACACUUAAUUUGGAAAUUUUCUAUCUAAGUAAUAUAUUAAGGAAUUGCGAACAAUUUCCAUUAAUUAUACGACUAUUAAUUAAAAAAAAAAAUGUAACCAAAGAUUACCAGUUACUGAUUGCACUCUAGUAAUUGAUAUUCGAUAUAGAGUAUAGUUCAUUGCAUACAAAGUUUUCAAUGAACAUAUUAUUUUUAAUCAUCUUGACUUUUAUAGGUAUGAAAAUAGAUUUUUAUAUCUACAAUGAUGCAAGUAUUAUAAAAAAUUGAUCAUUGAAUAAACAAAUGAGCUAUACUAUUUUUAAAAUCAAUUUUUCAUAUCACUGUCCAAUUAAGAAAUGUAUGUGCUAUACAUUCAACACUUUUAAAGAAUAUUACAACUCCAAAAAAUGUGACGGCGUGAAAAAACCGAGUAAAUCUUACCAGAAAGUACAAGAAAAUCUAAACUAAUAUUAAGGUAUCUUGUACUCUAAAUACGGAAUAAAAUUAUUCAGGAUAUCAAAGUAAAGUUACUAAUAUUUUUAAUAAACUUAUGCAGAAAUACGAAAAAAUAAAAAUUAUUCUGAAA
Messenger RNA from Phymastichus coffea, 2290 nucleotides. RefSeq names its product vesicular glutamate transporter 3 (gene NaPi-T). Gene Ontology annotation, cellular component: plasma membrane. Gene Ontology annotation, biological process: monoatomic anion transport; transmembrane transport. NCBI's taxonomy places the organism in Eukaryota, Metazoa, Arthropoda, Insecta, Hymenoptera, Eulophidae. Gene Ontology annotation, molecular function: transmembrane transporter activity. Bases 184 to 1722 code for a protein of 512 amino acids. The transcript is spliced from 8 exons. The record is from RefSeq and is a predicted model, not a curated record.